AAUGACAUAAUAGAAUAUACAUUUUUUUAUUGUUAUAUAAAUUAUCUUGAAUAUUUCACUCUAAAAAGAAUUGAAAUAUUAUACGAUGAAAAAAAAUUGCAAUGUGCCAAAACGAAACGGAACCUCUGAAGUUCAAUCUCAUCUCGUUGAAGAGGAGUGGUACCGUGUGACACAGAAUUGUGUUUUUCAAAUGCUCAACUCGUUUCGCAGCGAACCAAAUGUUUCUAAAGCAUCUCAAAAGAUACAAAUCUUUUAUUACUUGUAUAAGGCUUUAGUUUACCCUAAUCAGUACGUAUCACGGGAACAUUAUAACGACUGUAUACGACUUAUGGAGAAUGAUUACAAAAUACCCAAAGAAGUUUUGCCGGAUUUAGUGUAUACACUACUUUUUAUUACCCAACAACUCGCCCAAUUAAACACGGCAUGUUCUCAAGCCGACCUACCUGAUACACCACCCGUUGAGCCAACACUUUAUCCCCCAUGUGAAGAUACAAACGAAGUCGCUUCCAACGGUGCACAUGCUGCUCUUCCUAAUUUUUCAUUGACGAGAAUACCAACUUGUUUAUUAUUUCAAAAAGCUCCCCUCAAUACUUCCAUGAGUUUUGAAACAACAACCCACAACUCUUAUCCACCAGCAAAGCAAUUCAAUAUUGAAAAUAAUUCGUCACCUUCCCAUUUUCUCUCAGAAAAAAUUCUACCAGGAUGUUUAACAGCCUCACCUAAUUAUCAAUUUACAAAUCAAAUUAUUGAAAAUACACUUAAAAUUUUGAAGAAACUCGUUGAAAAAAAUUCUUUGGAAGAAGAUAAAAAAGAAAGAGAUAGUCUUACCGUUACUUCCCCCCGUCUUCCUGAUAAUAAUAUCGUACUAGAGACUGAAAGAAUUAAUGAAAAAAAUAUCGCAAACAAAAUUCUGGAGAUUGAAAAAUCAUAUAAAACGCAUAAAAGAAAAAGUUUUUCAAAAGAGACACUUCAAAAAGAUGAAAAAGCGAAGAAGGAAAAUGAGAAACCAUAUAAAACAAUAAGAGUCUCUAACGCAUCCUAUCGUUCUGUUUCGGACACUGAGGAUGACUCCCAGUCAUGCUUUCGGAAUUUCGCUCAAAUACUUUGCGAAGAUAAAGUGGAAAAUGGUGUAUCUAGAAAAGUUGCAAUUUUACGAUCUGACAGCCCAGAUUCCUUUUUAGCGACUUCUUUUGAUAAGAUUAGCAUGAAGACGUUUCAAGACAAUUCCAAGUUUUAUCAUUGGUUAAAAAAAGAGGAAGAAACGUUUAUUUCCAUUUAUAACAGAUGGUGUGUUUCUCCUUUGGGCCCAGGAAAUAGUUGGAGUGAAAUCAUUUACGAAAUGUAUCAAAGCGGGUAUUGUCGUACAAGACAACAAUGCCGCGAUAAAUUAAAGCAACUUAUUCAAUCCAAACAAGCGGUCAAAACAAGUUUAGGUAAAAUUAUUUGUGUUGGGAAAAAUUCGGAAGCUUCAUCAUGAUUUUGAUACCUUCAAACUAUGGCAUCCUUAUAAAUAUUUCAAACGAUAACGGUAACGGGAGGUGUAUAAAGUUGGAUAGGUUGUGGAAGAAUUUUUUUGUUUUUUAAUUGAAAUAUAUUGAUGAAUCGACUUUUAGAAGUUGACGAAACUUUUUGAAAACAAGAAUCGAAGCAUACAGUAAAUCUUUUCAUUACAGUAUGCGUAAAAUGAUCAUAAUAUGUGUGACAAUAUUUAUGAGAAUGCCACAAAAAAAGAAAUGCGAGCAGACUGAGAGAGAAUCCCCAGGCGCAAAGACUGUACGUUUCUGAAGAAAAAGAAUGACUGGCUGUAUUCUGAACUAACAAAAAACUAGCAUUCCAAAACAUCCAGACACUGAAGGAUAAGCAUGCUACUCCUGAUAUCACACAUAUGAAACAAGGAAGGGCACAAUAGUUACCAAUAACAUUUUGAGCUUCUUUUUCUUGCGCAAUGUCUACUAAAAGAUUUAAAACAUUAUUAGCACUCUGUGAUGACCUUUUAUCCACAAAACUCGAUUUCCAAUCAUUUAUCUUGCUAGGUUUCAAAGCUAAUGAUGGCGCUACUUGGACAUUCGACUGAUUACUUAAAUGUGACCCCCAGGGAAAUUGCGCUGUUUCCAACGCCGUAUUCUUACAAUUUUUAGAAUAUUCACUUUUGAUUUCAUAAUCUUUCACAGUUAUCAGCUGCAAGCUAACGGUUGUCGGUGCCGAUAUAACAUUAUUCAACUUUCUGUUAUCAAAACAUUCCGUCUUAUCAACAAAUGAAUGAGAUAUGUCUUCACAUGAGCCUGUUGUACUUUGAAAAGAAUUUUUAAGAUUUUCUUCUUUCAUAUCAUAUGUUUUGUUUAUUAUAGUGUCCUGUGGUAAAAUAUAUUUCGUUACUGAAACAACAUCACUACUCAUUUUGUCAUUUAGAAUAAAACAUUUUUUUUUCAAACCUUUUUCUUCGUAGGUCACUUGUUUGUAUUCAUGUUUUAUCGCGUCGCGUUGAACUAAAAUUAUUUAUAAUUCUUGCACUAAUAUUUUCA
Molecule: messenger RNA, 2522 nt
Organism: Hylaeus volcanicus
Lineage: Eukaryota; Metazoa; Arthropoda; Insecta; Hymenoptera; Colletidae
Exons: 11
Coding region: 86-1477 (463 amino acids)
Source: RefSeq, a predicted model, not a curated record